AUGAACAAUAAGGAAGCUGAUACAGUUUACGCUGGCGAUCUCAAUGUGGCCACUGAGUCCGUCCAAAAACUUUCCGGACUCAUCAAGAACGUGACCACGAAUAAGACUGGCGUCAUCGAUAUGGCUAUGGGUUUCGGGAGUUGCGUUGGAAGCAUAAUUGACCCUGACACGGCGGAAAUUUGGCAGUUUACUCCACAGGGUUAUUUGGAGGGCAAAAUGACCUCCAUCCUACAGUCUACAGAAGACGCUUCCAAGCAUCUGGCAGAACACUUUGCCAACACGAUAAGCAAUACGCGAACCAAGAGACAACUACAAACAGACCAUUCCAUAUACUUCUCGAAUAGAAACCUAGAAUACUCCGUGAAUAUACUUGACAGACAAAAUGGCUUUGAUUUCUUUACGCGAUCAACGCCUGGCAUCGGAGCAUCCAUACAUCUACCAGAGGAAAUAUUUAACAUGUCGGUGGUUAAAACAAGUGCACGUUUCAUUCACAUUUACACGGCAAAGUAUCCCACUAUUGCCGACCUCUUACAGAAGACGGAUAUGCUUAAAACCUCUGACAAUAGGAAUUUAGAUGGGAUGAUCAUAUCAAACGUCAUAUCCGGCAAGAUCUUGAAUGUACCGGAACAAGAAUUCCAGCACCUAGAGAAACCGGUCAAGCUCAUAUUCCGCGUAAAGGUGAAUAGUUCCAUCGAAGAGACUUUCAAUGGAACCAGAUUGUUGCAGAAAUGCGUCUUCCUCAAUACGUCAGCUCGAACAGCUAAAGACAGAUGGUUAAAAGAUGGCUGUUACAGGGUUGACGCCGAGAGCAAUGCCACCCAUACUGUGUGCAAGUGUAGCCAUCUGACAAACUUCGCCGUCCUACUGGAUAUUUAUGAAGUUGAGGAAGCAAUUGAUGAAGGCAACCAGAAGAUUCUAACGUACGUGUCCUACGCUGGCGGAGGCUUAUCAGUACUGUGCUGUAUUACUGCCGUUUUUGUCUUCGAGUUCUUUAGACUAAAGACCCAAAGGGUUCGCAUUAAUGAACAGCUAGCCGUUGCAAUAGUCUGCUUGCAGCUAUUCUUCCUCACGGGAAUUGACCAAACUCAAAACAGGGAUGUUUGCUUGGCCGUUGCUAUAUGUCUCCACUAUUUUCUGCUGGCCAUGUUUUGUUGGAUGCUGGUAGAAGGAGCUAAUCUGUACCUUGUGCUUGUCAAGGUGUUUGAGUCAAGAUCACAUCUUAAGAAAUAUAUGCUGGUUGGCUGGGGUGUGCCUCUGGUUGUUGUUGGUAUAUCAGCGGGCGUCAUGCACGACCAGUAUGGAACAGACACAGUGUGCUGGGUCACACAUAGCGUUCUGCUGAAAACUGUUGUUCCCCCCGUCGGCUUUGUUAUAACGGUGAACACGAUUGUACUAGCGGUUGUCAUGAAGAUCAUGUUCAACUCGAUGUCACGGGGAUCAAAAGCGACAGCUGAAGAGCGGUCUUCCAUUAAGUCUGGCCUGAAGGCGGCGGCCGUGCUCCUGCCAGUGCUAGGCCUAACAUGGACAUUGGGAUUUCUGUCCAUCACAAGCAAGGAAACCCUGAUAUUCACCUAUCUAUUCACUAUUCUGAAUUCUCUUCAGGGUGUUUUCUUUUUCCUAUUUCACUGCUUGUUAAGCACAGAUGUCCACAAAGCUUACGAGCGGAGGAAUAGGCGACUAAGCCAGAAGCGAAUGACACGGUCAUCCAUCUCCAAGAGAGGCACGCUCAAGCGAGAGCAAGAGUUGGACACACCCACCUUUAGUCGAUCAUCGAUAAAGACAUCUACAACACCACUGUCAACACUUGAGCGAAAACCUCCGUACAAGAAUAGAGGUUAUGUUGAUGACGCCGUCUUUCAUGCCAGAGACAUUGACGACUCCCCUUUCUACGACACGCCGUACAGAGCCUCGUCCUCGACACAAGGAAGCGUGUCACGUUCUAGUCACUACAGCCACACGGGGAGACUACACAGGACUGAUUUUGACAACCCGAACAUUCAGUACGCGAGACAUCCUUCGUAUGAAAGCGAUGUACCAUUACCCAACGACGGCAUUCGAAGAUCAAGCAGGAUUUCGGAUACGUCAACCGACUACAUUUUGUAUUUUGGAAAGCGAGAUUCUGGGACAAACGUCAUGCAAACGUACCCUUCCGUCGACAGAAACGAUCUGAAUGACGUGUAUGCGUCGAUGAGAAAAUAA
Messenger RNA from Mya arenaria, 2199 nucleotides. RefSeq names its product adhesion G protein-coupled receptor L3-like. The record is from RefSeq and is a predicted model, not a curated record. Gene Ontology annotation, molecular function: G protein-coupled receptor activity. Bases 1 to 2199 code for a protein of 732 amino acids. NCBI's taxonomy places the organism in Eukaryota, Metazoa, Mollusca, Bivalvia, Myida, Myidae. The transcript is spliced from 18 exons. Gene Ontology annotation, cellular component: membrane. Gene Ontology annotation, biological process: adenylate cyclase-activating G protein-coupled receptor signaling pathway; cell surface receptor signaling pathway.